AUGCCGUCGAUAGACAAAUUAAAGGCCUCUAUCGCCGAAUCGAUGGUCAAGCGCGAGAAUGCGUUCGCCGCAGCUUCCACCCUGCUCAAUUCAGUUAAGGGUUUGACCACUGAGGUCCAGGUAGCUAACAUGUGCCUGACUGAAUUGACCAGGGUGGAAAAAUCAUUCAGGGAAGCUGAUGACUUGAUAGUUAGAUUCAACUCUCAGUUGGAGGAGUCUGAGCGUGACGAAUCACAUUCCAAAUUCGCAGCAUUCUUCGAAACUUGCCUGCAUAUUCGUGCCGCCCAAAGCCGCAUAACUGCAUCUUCAUCUGUUGCCAGUGUUGCCGCGCCUUCCUCAUCGUCGGUUGAGCUUCCGAUUCCUCGGGUUGAGUUGCCCUGCUUUUCCGGUAAAAUCGAGGAAUGGCCCGGAUUUAUUGCUCUCUUCGACGCCCUAGUGCACCAAAGUACCUCUCUGGCGCCCGUUCAGAAAUUUCAUCUGCUAUCGUCGGCUCUUUCCGGUGAGGCCGCAUCAGUGAUCUCCGGAUUCGAGAUGAAUUCGGCCAACUAUCUUCUGGCUUAUCAGGCCCUUCACUCCCGCUACCAGAAUCCCCGGCGUCUGGCAGAUCUUUACGUGAACCAGAUUUUAGAGUCCCGGCCAGCAUCUGUGUCUUCUUUGCCACAGUUGAAGUGGUUCAUCACCACCCAUCAGAACGCCAUAAAUGCCAUCAAGGCGCUGCCAAUAUCAGAUCUGGCAGACUAUCUUUUGGUGUCUAUGUCAUUGCGUAACCUCGAUGAACCAUCUCGCCAGUUAUUCGAAGGGCAGUCUGAUGAUUUUCCCAGUCUCGUUCAACUGAUCGACUUCAUCAAUCGACAGUUGCGAGUGUUGGAAAGUUCUACUCUCACCUCGUCCCGAUCGUCUGCGCCCAGGAGAUCGUCAAGACCUCAAUCACCAGCGGCCUCAACGUCUGUUCCUCUAUAG
Messenger RNA from Coccinella septempunctata (seven-spotted ladybird), 960 nucleotides. RefSeq lists its product as uncharacterized. Lineage: Eukaryota; Metazoa; Arthropoda; Insecta; Coleoptera; Coccinellidae. The record is from RefSeq and is a predicted model, not a curated record. The transcript has a single exon. Bases 1 to 960 code for a protein of 319 amino acids.